AGCUCCUCUGCGCGCCAGCGCUCUGGCGGGUGGGGAAGUGGUUAAGGCUGGCUGCCCCCGUAGGGGCGCAGAGUCUAACGAGAUCAAAGGCCGCUGCCCCGCCCGCCUCAAGGCGCGCGCCGGGGUCACGUGCCCCUUCGGUGAAUGGGGAGGAGCUGGCUUGCAGGGGGCCCAGCACUAAUCCGGACCCGAGCCUUGGUAGCUGUCGGAGCCAUGCUGCGGAGCUGCGUCUCACGACUGCGCACGCUUGCGGUUCUGCGCGGCCCGCCCGGAGUCGCGCCUCUGCCGGCGAAGGACCCGUGGUCGCCGCGGGUGAAUCCCGGAGCCGGGCGGCGGGAGCGGGCGGCCAAGCCAGGCUGCGUCAGGGGUGACCCGAGGUCAUUUUCUUCUGAGGUCAUUCAUAUGGACCUUUCUCUCCCCAACCCCAGUUGGAACGAGGACAUGAGACUUCUCUUUGACCAGUUCAUGAAAAAAAGUGAAGACGGCUCUUGGAAACGUUUGCCUUCAUAUAAAAGUAAAUUUACUCAAAGGACUGAAGACAUCAAAAUCUAUUUUCCUGACGCAAAGCUAAUGAAAGAAAAACUGUCACAGGCCCAGCUCUUUCCCAGAAGCCUUGAGGAAGGCCUGGGCUUUGAAUAUGCAAUGUUCCAUAAUUGUGUUGAAGACAGGACAGUUUGCAUAUUUCAAGGAGGUCCCUACCUGCAAGGAGCACCUGGAUUCCUUCACGGAGGUGCCAUUGCAACCAUGAUUGAUGCUACUCUUGGUACGUGUGCUGUAGUAGCCGUAGGAGUUGCCAUGACUGCCAGCCUCAACAUCAGUUUUAAAAGGCCUAUCCCCCUUGGUUCUGUUGUUGUGAUAAAUAGUCAAGUUGAUAAAGUUGAAGGAAGGAAAUUGUUUCUUUCUUGUAAUAUCCAAAGUGUGGAUGAGAAGACCGUGUACUCAGAGGCAACAAGUUUAUUUGUAAAGCUAGAUCCUAAAACAAGGUUGACAUAAACGAGCUUCUGGUACAUUCUACACCAGUCUGCGUUAGGGUCUCCUUCCCCCAGAAGAAGCUGUUGUGCCACUCCUGCUCUACUUACCUGCCAUUGAGUCCCCCAGAGGGUGAAGCCUGCUAACACACCUUCCUGAACAGAUCUUCAGAAUACAAUUCCAGGGACUCUGGUGCCAUCUUCUAAACUCUUCAACACAGAAGUACUCCUUGUGAGAGUGGCAGCAAUUAUUUGUGUCUCCUUAGGAUAAGUGUCUGGUUCACGUGACUUUGAAUGGGUUCCUUAAGGCUGCACAAGCAUGCCUUGUGCACAAGCACAAGCACAUGCACAAGCAUGUCUGCCCCGUUGCUGCCUGGAGAGAAAACUCAUACUGAAACUCUUACCACAAACUUGGAUAUGCCAGAAAACCAAAGGAAGUAAUGAGGUAUGUGUGCGUGUGUGUGUUAUAAAUUACAAAGCUAGCUUUAUUGUAUCCAAACAAAUCUUUUUGGCUACAGUAGGAAGUGCAGCUAGUUCCUAUUGGAAUGAAUAACUCAACUCUGGAUCCUAGAGAAUAAACAGCUGUACGAUUUUU
Acinonyx jubatus (cheetah) is the source of this 1563-nucleotide messenger RNA. RefSeq names its product thioesterase superfamily member 4 (gene THEM4). NCBI's taxonomy places the organism in Eukaryota, Metazoa, Chordata, Mammalia, Carnivora, Felidae. The coding region runs from base 145 to 993 and encodes 282 amino acids. The transcript is spliced from 6 exons. The record is from RefSeq and is a predicted model, not a curated record.